AUGGUUAUUACUAAUCGUCUUACCAAGUACAUCCAUCUUAAACAAGCUAUUUAUUUUAAAAUUCUAGAGAUUACUCGUAGAUCUUAUAAAAAUUAA
Aspergillus niger is the source of this 96-nucleotide messenger RNA. RefSeq lists its product as uncharacterized. The coding region runs from base 1 to 96 and encodes 31 amino acids. The record is from RefSeq and is a predicted model, not a curated record. NCBI's taxonomy places the organism in Eukaryota, Fungi, Ascomycota, Eurotiomycetes, Eurotiales, Aspergillaceae. The transcript has 2 exons.